Messenger RNA from Rodentolepis nana, 1896 nucleotides. The record is from the annotation of a GenBank genome assembly. Lineage: Eukaryota; Metazoa; Platyhelminthes; Cestoda; Cyclophyllidea; Hymenolepididae.
AUGAUGAAAUCAAAUAUGACUAACAAGAGUACUGGUGAGGUAGAAGAGGACUACCCUACAAAUUCCUCCUUCCCUGCUGCCAUCGCUAUGGAAACUGAGCUACCCCUCGAAGCUGGAUGUGGCUCCUUUGUGUGUUUCACUCCGAUGGGUAGAGCAAAUAACGCUCGCUCAAUAGUCUAUAAUCUCCCGGACUUUUUCACUGACUCUAUGCGGGUGAUGUACUCCCUUUUUCAAGCAGGAAAACUCACAGACGUCACACUGCACGUUGACAAGGUGGCCAUCACGUGUCAUCGGAUUGUCCUCAUGGGCGCUUCUCCUUAUUUUCGAGCUAUGUUCACUUCGGGAAUGCAAGAAGAAAGUCUCAAUGAAGUUCGACUACAUUACCUCACACCCCUUGCAUUAACCCGUCUUGUACAUUUUGCAUACACUGGGGAGAUUUGCGUCAAUGAAUCUACUGUUUGUGAGAUCCUCUCUGCGGCUAUUAUGCUCCAGAUUAGCUCUGUGAUAAAUGUCUGCACUCAGUUUCUUGAAUCCCAACUCCACGUCUCUAACGCUCUGGGCCUUCAUGAAUUUGCAACAUCGGUUGGAUGUUUGGACCUCGCAAGAAAGACCCAGGCUUUUGUCGAUAGAAAUUUCUCUGAGAUUGUGAAGCAUGAUGAACUAUUGAGUCUCUCUCCAACUCAAUUGAUGAACCUCAUUCAACGGGAUGAAAUCCACGUGAGAUCGGAAGCGGAGGUCUAUAAUGCUGUGGUGCGAUGGGUCAAUCAUGACAAAUCUUCUAGACUUGUCAGUCUAAUGGAUUGUCUCGCUCUGGUACGGUGUCAUGCACUGGCUCCUGGCUUCAUUAAGAAUCAAAUCAAGAAUUGCAGCCUUCUCUCAGAGGUUCCUCAAUCCAAAGAACUCAUGCACAGUGUACUGGAGGAUCUACUUCAACACAAAAAUAUUCCAUUGCGAUGGAGGGCUGAUGCUCAUGCUCAAAUGAUCUACUCAGCUGGUGGUUAUCUCCGCUACUCUCUGAGCAACUUUGAAGCCUACAAUCGAAUCACGGACACAUGGAAACGUCUUCCGGAUUUACCGAGUCCUCGUAGUGGCUUAGCUGCAGCAUCCGUACGUGGGUGUGUCUAUCUAGUUGGUGGGAGGAAUAAUAAUAAUGAACAGAGCAACUUUGAUGCCCCCCAUAUGGACUGCUACGAUCCGACGACAAAUCGAUGGCACACAUGUGCCCCAAUGUCUGUGCCUAGAAACCGCGUUGCUGUAGGGGUCCUAGACGACAUGAUCUAUGCUGUUGGCGGCCUCACUCACACCAUGCAUCAUAGUACCGCUGAAAGAUACGACGUAGAUGACGACUUAUGGACUCCAAUUGCUUCAAUGCAUUAUCCUCGGAUUGGUCUCGGUGUUGCUGUUGUAAAUAGACUUCUCUACGCCGUCGGUGGUUUUGAUGGAGUUCGACGUCUCUCUAGUGUUGAACGCUAUGAUCCGGAGACUGACACUUGGUCUGAGGUCGCGCCCCUCAACCGUCCUCGAUCUGGAGCCGGUGUGGUCUCGAUUGGCCAUUUCAUCUAUACGGUGGGUGGUUACGAUUCUCACAGCCAAUUACGAAGUGUCGAACGUUAUAACACAGAGCAGAAUGUAUGGGAGUAUAUGACCCCUAUGCUGCAUCCGCGUUCAGCUCUCUCAGCUUCUGUGUUGGGUGGGAAGAUUUGGGUUUUUGGCGGUUACGAUGGCAACGAGUUUCUAUCAAGCGUGGAAGUUUACGAUCCAUCACAAGACUCUUGGGUCAAAACGACAGUUAUGCCAUGUGGCAAAUCGGGUCACGCAGUGGUGACAAGUCGAGAGCCCGUUGCAGCCAUCGCUGCUGCAAGCGGAUCAGCAUGCUUAGGUUCUAAUACCAAGUAG